AUGAGUCAGCAGAUCCGGAAUCUGUCGGAGCUGCAGGAGGAGGUGAACUCGUUGGAUAGUCGCUACGUAUUGGAGAAAGUAAUUGGUGCUGGAUCAUAUGGAAUAGUGAUACGUGCGAGGGACACUCUCAAUGACAACGAGCUUGUGGCGAUUAAGCGUGUUAACAAGGAGAUAUUUGAGGAGAUGAUUCUGGCGAAACGCGUACUGCGUGAGAUUAAGUUGCUUUCAUUUUUCAAUGAUGAGAAUAUCAUUGCGCUCCGAAAUAUCCUCACCCCACUUGACAGUGACAGUUUUGAUCACUUCUACAUUGUCAUGGAAAUCAUGGAGACGGACCUGAAACAGGUUUUACGCACCGGCCAGGAGCUAACGGAGGCCCAUGUUCAGUUCUUUAUUUACCAAAUCCUGCAUGCGUUGAAGGUAAUUCAUUCCGCGGGCGUCAUUCACCGCGACAUAACUCCGGCGAACAUUCUAGUGAACCAAAACUGUGACUUGAAGAUAUGUGACUUUGGUCUUGCAAAGGAGGAAAGUGAUCACGGAGAAAAUAUGACGGAUUAUGUGACAAUGCGCUGGUACCGCGCACCGGAGCUCGUGAUGGAGGACAAAAACUACUCGACACAAAUUGAUGUCUGGGGCGUAGGAAGUAUCCUUGGCGAACUGCUUGGCUCACGGCCGCUGUUUCAAGGCAAAGACCGUGUGCGGCAGCUUGACAAGAUCAUUGAAGUGAUUGGUACCCCGUCAGAGGAAGAUAUAAAAUCUAUCGGUUCUUUACCAGCCCAGAAGUACCUACGUAAAAAGGAGCAGCGCACCCCGCUAGACUGGCGCGUGAAGUACCCGAGGGCGUCCGAAAAUGCCCUCGAUUUGCUGCAGCGCAUGCUCGUCUUUCAUCCUGAUAAACGCAUUACCGUGGACGAGGCCCUCCGGCAUCCAUUCCUGGGGGAACUCUACGAUGAACAAUAUGAGACUAUCGACAUACCCUUUUUCAGCUUUGACGAGCAUGAACAGAAAACUGUGAAUGAUGUGAAAAGGGCGGUGUAUGAGGAAAGUGUGAGGUUCCACGAAAAAUACCCCAAGACGGCGCCGCGCAAUCUACAGUUACAGCAGCAACAACAACAGCAAGGCGGCUCUAUCCUUCCGUCUAUGGGUGUCACCGGGGAAGGCCGCUCUGCUCAGAGGACGAUUGAAGGAAAUGACGUAGAUGAUGUAGACAAUGGCCGGUUUGACGAGGUGGUGGAGGCGUCUUAG
Messenger RNA from Trypanosoma conorhini, 1242 nucleotides. Its product is annotated as putative mitogen activated protein kinase. The coding region runs from base 1 to 1242 and encodes 413 amino acids. Gene Ontology annotation, cellular component: nucleus; cytoplasm. The transcript has a single exon. Gene Ontology annotation, molecular function: MAP kinase activity; ATP binding. NCBI's taxonomy places the organism in Eukaryota, Euglenozoa, Kinetoplastea, Trypanosomatida, Trypanosomatidae. The record is from RefSeq and is a predicted model, not a curated record. Gene Ontology annotation, biological process: protein phosphorylation; intracellular signal transduction.